Molecule: messenger RNA, 1980 nt
Organism: Ixodes scapularis (black-legged tick)
Lineage: Eukaryota; Metazoa; Arthropoda; Arachnida; Ixodida; Ixodidae
Product: ras-like GTP-binding protein rhoA
Exons: 6
Coding region: 503-1201 (232 amino acids)
Biological process (GO): small GTPase-mediated signal transduction
Molecular function (GO): GTP binding; GTPase activity
Source: RefSeq, a predicted model, not a curated record
AGAGAGCGGGGGGGGGGGGGGGGGGAUGAGAGAGAGAUGCCGCCAGCGACUUUGUUGUCGUAAAAGCAAGACCGAAAAAAGACCGGUCGUGGGGCGGAGCAGCUAGGCCACCGAAGUCCGUUGGUGCAGUCGGCCAAAGACGUGCUGCUGCUUGUUGCGCGCUGUGCUUCCCUGACUUGUUCGGACACGUUUCUGUUGUGCUGCUUCGCGCGCCGGUGACGACGCGACGAUCAGGUGGUGGGAAAGCACACGAGGUGGCGCGGACACCGGCGGGGAGAGAGAGAGAGGUCGCGUACUGGACGAAGUUCUGCGAGGAACCUGUGCUGCCUGUGCUUCGGUUGCUGAGGUGCUACCGGGAGAAGAGGGUCUGACAUUCCUGCAAGGAGGGACCACAACGUUCGGCCAACCGGCGCAUUCGAUCGCCUCGCGAGCGGCCUUGGCAGUUUCUCGCCAGCCAGCGGCGUUGGGAGAUUUGUGACGCCCUGACGACCAGACGGCAGACAUGGCCGCCACGACUGUUCCCCGAUGCCCGGCGGACCACAGGCUCAAAGGCGGACUCUACACUUGUGCCGCGGAGCCAUCUGAGGCAGAGUCCGGCUUGGCCCCCGAGCUUCCCCUCAAGGUCAUCUUGGUGGGAGACUCAAGAUGCGGCAAGACUGCUCUAGCCACCCGAUUUGUCACCGACGCCUUCACGGAGGUGUACACGCCGACCGGCUUCGACCGUUAUUCGACCAACAUCGAAGUGGCCGGACAGCGGAUACACUACUCUGUCUGGGACACCUCGGGGUCUCCGGCGUAUGACACAGUGCGCCCUCUGUCGUACCAAGAUGCGAGCGUGGUCCUGCUAUGUUUCCACGUCGGCUGGCCCGAGUCCCUCCACAAUGUCCAACACAAGUGGUUCCCCGAGGUUCGACAGCACUGUCCCGGAGCGGCCCUGGUGCUUGUGGGCUGCCAGAGCGACGCCCGACAGGUCCAGAGGCAGCAACAUGGCGCUGACCGCUGCGUGAGCGCCGAAGAAGCCUUGGCUUCUGCACGACAGCUCGGCGUCACUGCUUACGUAGAGACCAGCGCAAGAUACGCGCCCCGCAGCGUCCGGGAUGCCUGGAAGGCGGCAGCGCAGGCGGCCCUUGGUGAAACUGCGGCUCCAGAAGGCGCCAGAGACACGUCUACAAUGCGUCACAGGACUUGUAGCAUCAUGUGAUCACGGAUGUGCCAUAAAGCGACAAAAGGCUUCUGACCACUGAUGAUGAUGACGUGUGGCACUGGCGAGGCAGCUGGUGGACGUCGGCCUCUAGCGUCCAAGAGUGCCAACAACUGUGACCGUCGCCCUGUGUCUAGGGUCUUUGGGGCACCUGUCUGCGCUUCUGGGACCUCGGAUGGUACCGCCCUUUUCGCCGUGACUCUACCUGUGAGCAGUUACUUUGGGGCCGCGGAUGAUUCCGUCCUAUGACUUCAGAGUUUAGAAUCACAGUGUCACAACCGGCGAUUUCUGUUGUCGCUUUCGCACCUUGCGGUUGAACGGGUCUUCUACGCCAUUCAAGCACUAGUCGAACUGCACAAACCUGUGGUGCGUGUGCUUUUUUUGCCCCGUGCCUUAAAGGGAUCCUCCAGAACUUCUACAAUGUUGUGCCUCGGGAAAACGAUGUCGCUGUAAAGACGGAUGAAGGAUCUUGUCGAGCAAUCGACAUCCCACCUUCGUCAGCGUUUUCCAUCUUGUCGACGUUAUUUUGACGUGGAAUUUUUUACAUGGACGGUUUAUAAGCGUUGAUGCUCAUUACCGCUGCUGAGAAUGGUCAUCGAGACAAGGAAAUCCUGCUAUAGCUAUGGUUAGAUUCGUGCCUCCCGAUGUCCUCCUGGUGUUGAAAUCACCACUGCUUUGUGGGAGAAGCUUCGUAUGACUAUCAAGGUGUAAAUAGACUCGUUUUAUAUAUGGUUUUAAAUGCGUGUGUAGACGUUAAUAAAAUCUGUUUGUUGUCUUUA